Molecule: messenger RNA, 648 nt
Organism: Ixodes scapularis (black-legged tick)
Lineage: Eukaryota; Metazoa; Arthropoda; Arachnida; Ixodida; Ixodidae
Exons: 4
Source: RefSeq, a predicted model, not a curated record
AUGACUGCCUGGGUUAUCGCUCUAGGCACAGGUGCUGGCUGCCCUGCUGAGGAUGCUGGCGGACCAGAUGGAAACAGCGGCCGUCCUGACGGGGAUGCUGGCCGUCCCGAUGAGGAUGCUGGCCAUUCUGAUGAAGGUCCUGGCCACCCUGAUGAAGUUUUUGGCUGCCCUGAGAAAGAUGCUGGUUGCCCUGAGGAAGAUGCUAGCCGCCCUGAUGAGCCGGAACUUCUAAGCGUUAAUUAUGGCCGACGUUACCUUGGAGGUGGGGUGUCUCUACGCCAAGAAAAGUUCGACUGGGUCAUGGACAAAGCGGAGUCGGACUCUGGCUGCUGUUUCAUGUUGUUCCGGUGCCUGUACAAGGACGAGGACCUGGUCAACAGGAGUGUGACGGGCCAGCCCUCCAGGCGCAACCUACAGUAUGACGCUGUGAAAAGAAAGCCGAUCACACCAGCCAAAGUGGACGCAAUCAAAGAAAUUAACUGGUGUGAUUUAUGGCACGUGCGAGCUCGCAUGCGGAGCCCAGAUAUUGCAGUUGCCAAAGGAAGCUUGCCCCAACGGUUCUAUGCACGUAAGUCACAAGAAAAUGUUUCCGCUGCCUUCACGCUUUUUUGUUGUUAUUUUGCGGGUAUUAGUUAUACGACAGAUGCC